AUGCUCGACAAGGCCGAGCGUACCAAGCUGCCUGACGAAGCCAAGUUUGCAUACCGGCUGAUCCCGAAAGCUACUCCUGUUGUUCUCGACGAAUCCACGGACCAUGGACUGCUCGAAAGCGAAGCCGCGCGGGAGCUGAUGAAGGACAUCAAGCAUGUUUUUCACUUCAAGCAGCUUGUUUAA
Molecule: messenger RNA, 183 nt
Organism: Aphanomyces astaci
Lineage: Eukaryota; Oomycota; Saprolegniomycetes; Saprolegniales; Verrucalvaceae
Exons: 3
Coding region: 1-183 (60 amino acids)
Source: RefSeq, a predicted model, not a curated record